Molecule: messenger RNA, 429 nt
Organism: Epithele typhae
Lineage: Eukaryota; Fungi; Basidiomycota; Agaricomycetes; Polyporales; Epitheliaceae
Exons: 1
Source: RefSeq, a predicted model, not a curated record
CCUGCUCCCUACACAAUUCCAGCGCCUGGAACUCGCCGCUCUACACGCCCUACAUAUGGUCGAGCCCUGACUCGUCUUGAGGACAACCCCUCUUACCACAAGACCUCGUACGUGCGGCGUGCAGCUGACGGUGAAGGGGAGGAUUAUGACCCUGCUCCACAGGACCCUGCACAGAAAGCAGAAGAACCCGAGGACUUCACGCUCCAUGACAAUGACAAUGACACUGAUGAAGAGCACGCACACGCAUCCACUCUCGACUCCGAUGACCCCAAGACCUACCACGAAGCCAUGUCCCGCCAUGAUGUGGACAUGUGGGGUGCUGUGAUGGCUGAGGAGAUGGGCCAGUUCGUUCGCAUGAAGCUCUUUGACGAGGUCGGACGCCCCACCAAUCGCCGGGUUAAGGCUGCAUGCGGAUUGAUCCACGGAUGA